Messenger RNA from Dicentrarchus labrax (European seabass), 3252 nucleotides. It is a transcript of the gene csnk1g2b, whose product is annotated as casein kinase 1, gamma 2b. Gene Ontology annotation, cellular component: cytoplasm; plasma membrane; nucleus. Gene Ontology annotation, biological process: signal transduction; peptidyl-serine phosphorylation; endocytosis. Bases 743 to 2095 code for a protein of 450 amino acids. NCBI's taxonomy places the organism in Eukaryota, Metazoa, Chordata, Actinopteri, Moronidae. The transcript has 12 exons. The record is from RefSeq and is a predicted model, not a curated record. Gene Ontology annotation, molecular function: protein serine/threonine kinase activity; ATP binding.
GAGCCACCGUGACGCGGCGCCCGGGCAUCGGCAGCCGACGGAGACUUAAAGAGACAACAGCGGGAUCAUAGCAACUUGAGGGGGCAACGAGAAAGAGACCCACGGACGAACAACCAUGACUUCGACGACGUCUCGACAGCUCACAUUUUAAAGAUCUCCAGCUGACGUCAAACGCAUCCUUGACCCGUCUUCCUCGUCGCUGUGUUCUCUGACUCUGGGUUGCCCUCAUCUGCUGUGGCCCCUGCAACAUGGAGAGUGUCCACUGUGUCACUGAAGGCUGACCAGAAGGAAUGAGGCACUCCAGGAGAUGUUCCCAAGUGGCCUUUUGGAUGCAGUAGCUGGGUUUCGGAGUGCUUUUUUAUGACUAGUAUUGUAUGUGUGUCUGUGGACACAUCCUAGCACAACCUGCCUACUCCUCAGGCAGGGACAUGCUACUCUGAGACUGGAGCUGAAACGUAUAAGAAAGGAGCCCCUCUGGUAAACAAGGAACACAAAGAAGAAACAAAGGGAAGCACUCGGCAUCAAGAGCUGCCUGAUAGACACACGGGGCGCUUCAGCUGUAGUUUGAGCUCAUUUAAGUGUCUUCUGAAUCCGUGCACAUUUUAACAGCAACACCUUUCCUCUGUCCUGUGAGAUCUGUCCCCUUCCCCCUCCCUAAAGCCUCCUCCAUCGUUGUUAUUGGAGUUUCUAUGGUUUGCAUGGCUGGAGAAUAACCGUGGAGAGGCCAGGGUAUCACAAGCUUAUGGAUUUUGACAAGAGAGGGGGCAAGGGAGAGACAGAGGACGGGAAAAAGAUGUCUAAGACAGCAGGCAGCAGGACUGGACAUGGGGGCCGGAGUUCGGGGACCAAUUCUGGAGUUCUUAUGGUUGGCCCAAACUUCCGAGUGGGUAAAAAAAUCGGCUGCGGGAACUUUGGAGAGCUGCGGUUGGGAAAAAACCUCUAUACUAACGAAUAUGUGGCCAUCAAAUUGGAACCUAUAAAGUCGAGGGCACCACAGCUCCAUUUGGAGUAUAGAUUUUACAAACAGUUGGGAAAUUCAGAGGGAAUCCCUCAGGUGUACUACUUUGGUCCUUGUGGGAAAUACAAUGCCAUGGUGCUGGAGCUGCUCGGGCCCAGUCUAGAGGACCUGUUUGACCUCUGUGAUCGCACCUUCUCCCUCAAGACCGUCCUCAUGAUAGCCAUACAGCUGAUAACACGGAUGGAGUACGUCCACACCAAGAGUCUGAUAUACAGAGAUGUGAAGCCAGAAAACUUCCUGGUUGGGCGGCCAGGAAGCAAGAGGCAGCAUACCAUCCACAUCAUUGACUUUGGUCUGGCCAAAGAGUACAUAGACCCUGAGACCAAAAAACACAUCCCCUACCGGGAGCACAAGAGUCUGACUGGGACGGCACGCUACAUGAGCAUUAACACACACUUGGGAAAGGAGCAAAGCAGAAGGGAUGAUUUGGAGGCGCUGGGUCACAUGUUUAUGUACUUCCUCAGAGGUAGCCUCCCCUGGCAGGGCCUAAAGGCGGACACUCUGAAAGAGAGGUAUCAGAAAAUCGGGGACACCAAACGAGCGACACCCAUUGAAGUGCUUUGUGAAAGCUUCCCUGAAGAGAUGGCCACCUACCUGCGCUAUGUGAGGAGGCUGGACUUCUUUGAGAAGCCUGAUUAUGACUACUUGAGGAAGCUCUUCACCGAUCUGUUCGACAGGAACGGCUAUGUCUUUGACUAUGAAUACGACUGGGUCGGCAAAUCACUUCCCACACCAAUAGGCCCUAUCCCCAGUGACACGCCCCUGCAGCCCAGAGAAAGCCGAGACAAAGCACAACAGCAGACCAAAAACCAGUCGCCUGAGCCCAAAGGAAGUGAGUCUCAGCCCACUCCAGUGACCAAUAAGGAGACUCUGGGGUCGCACCUCACAGCUGAGCGGCUGGGGGGCUCUGUUCAGGUGAUGAGCUCAACGAAUGGCGAGCUAAACACUGAUGAUCCCACAGCCGGAGGCUCCAACGCUCCCAUCACCGCUCCCACCGAGGUUGAAGUGGCCGACGAAACCAAGUGCUGUUGUUUCUUCAAGAGGAGAAAGAGGAAAGCCCUCCAGAGGCACAAGUGAAAGAAGAGAACGGAGAGAACUUGAAAACAUUGUGGUCACUGUCAAGUUUUAAAUGGAAGCAACUACACAGACCCCCUGUCCCUUAUCUCUCUCCAGCUUCCCCCCCCCACCUCACCUCUUUAUCCCUCUCAACUUAUUUCCCCUGUCACUCUGUACCUCCACCCUCACCCCCCCCCCAAACCCCCCUCUCUUUCUCGUUCUCAGCGCUCCCCGGCUACUGGCGAGCUAAAGGAAUGUUGCAGUCCUACUGACUCCACAACAGACUCUUGAUUCCUUCUACGAAAAAUAAAACGUUACCUGCAUUACAACGUGGGGAGGGGGAGGGGGCUUGAGAAAAAGUAAAAAAAAGCUGUAACAAUGAAACUCGAAUACCGUGGCGUGAAUAUGAAAAAAUACUGUUUGAAACAGUUGUUGUAUUCUAGAUUCCAUAAAGAACGAAUAUUGUUCCAACAGUCAUCUGUUGAUCAGGGGGAACCGUUCGAGUGAAAGAAAUCUGCUCAUUAGGAAAUUGUUUUUUUUUUUUCUUCUUUCUUUUCAUUCUUUUUUUUUGGUGUGUGUUAUGGGAUCAAGGUAAAGAGGAAAAAAGGUGAACUAUGCUGAUGUUAAAUCUGAGAGACACAGGAAGCAUUUCAUCUAUAAAACAGAAUUUGGAUGGAGGAUUUUUAUGUUUUUUUUUUUUUUUUUGUAAUUGAAUCCUCAGUUUUUGAAGUCAAAUCCCUGCAUUGAAAACUUAUUUUUAUGUUGUAGUGUUCUGGAGUUCAAUUCUUUUCCUCACUCUGGCUUUCUUUUUCUUUUUUUUUUUUUUUUUUGUCUGUCAACGUGGACUUUGUAGCACAGUCACUGGCCUCAGGUACUGUGGAAGAUUGAGAGAAACAGAUAUUAAGCUCUCUUAUUAUUAUUGCACUUUUGGAAAAAAAUAAAACAAUUACAGUGGAAAACUUUUAGGUUUGAAAUUAACAAUUAAGAAAAAACAACUUAAUAAAGACUGAUCUAGGAAGAGUCCUUCACAACGCUUAUAUCUGAGUUAUGGCCGAACAAUGUUGUCGAUUUACAUGAAAAAAAAAAAGAUAUGUCUUUCGAUUUUUAUUUCUUACAUCAAAAUAAUUUACCAGGAAAUCAUAGUUUGUGCCUUUCUAAGUAAAAUGUUUAAAGCUCAA